Molecule: messenger RNA, 2871 nt
Organism: Penicillium longicatenatum
Lineage: Eukaryota; Fungi; Ascomycota; Eurotiomycetes; Eurotiales; Aspergillaceae
Product: coatomer subunit beta
Exons: 5
Coding region: 1-2871 (956 amino acids)
Biological process (GO): intracellular protein transport; endoplasmic reticulum to Golgi vesicle-mediated transport; intra-Golgi vesicle-mediated transport
Cellular component (GO): cytoplasm; COPI vesicle coat
Molecular function (GO): structural molecule activity
Source: RefSeq, a predicted model, not a curated record
AUGGCGUCCUACCUUGAAAAUGCCUACAGUCUGGUCCACAUGGACAACACAGCCGAUCAGCCCACCUUGCAGGAGCUGCGACUGCAGUUGGAAAAGGGCAAUGAUGAGACCAAGUUGGAGACCAUGCGGACAAUCAUCACGAUUCUGCUCAACGGAAACCCCAUGCCCGAUAUUCUGAUGCACAUCAUUCGUUUUGUCAUGCCUUCUAAGAGCAAGCAAUUGAAGAAGCUGCUAUAUUUCUACUAUGAGAUCUGCCCCAAGCACGACUCCUCUGGCAAGCUGAAGCAGGAGAUGAUUUUGGUUUGCAAUGGCAUCCGUAACGACUUGCAACACCCCAACGAAUAUAUUCGAGGAAACACUCUCCGCUUCCUGUGCAAACUCCGCGAACCUGAACUCAUCGAGCCCCUCCUGUCCUCGGCCCGCUCAUGCCUGGAACACCGCCAUGCAUACGUACGAAAGAACGCUGCCUGGGCAGUCGCCUCGAUUUUCCAACACUCCGAGCCCCUCAUCCCCGAUGCCCCCGAACUCCUCCAGACCUUCCUUGAAUCGGAGACCGAUAGCACCUGCAAGCGUAAUGCGUUUGCGGCCCUUGUCUCUAUCAGCCACCAGAAAGCGCUUGAGUACCUCGGCACGACUUUCGAUACCAUUCCUAACACCGAUGAGCUGCUUCAGCUGGCGGAGCUGGAGUUCCUGCGCAAGGAUGCGGUCCAGAACCCUCAGAACAAGUCGCGGUAUCUCAAACUCAUGCUUGAGCUCCUCGAUGCUCCAACAAGCACUGUCGUCUACGAGGCUGCUACCUCUCUUACCGCCCUGACUAGCAACCCCGUCGCCGUGAAGGCCUCUGCCGCCAAGUUGAUUGAGCUCGCUAUCCGGGAGGCCGAUAACAACGUCAAGCUUAUUGUGCUAGAUCGCGUGGAUCAGCUGCGUAUCCGCAAUGAGGGUGUGCUGGAGGAUUUGACUAUGGAGAUCCUGCGCGUGCUCUCCAGCCCCGAUAUUGAUGUCCGGAGAAAGGCCCUGGGCAUUGCAUUGGAGAUGGUUUCGAGCAAGAAUGUUGAAGAGAUCGUGAUGCUGCUUAAGAAGGAGCUCGCUAAGACCGUGGAUGAGCAAUAUGAACAGAACAGCGAAUACCGCCAACUCCUCGUUCAAUCAAUACACACUUGUGCCAUCAAGUUUUCUGAGAUCGCCGCUAGCGUGGUUGACCUGCUUAUGGACUUCAUUGCUGACUUUAACAACAACUCCGCCGUGGAUGUCAUCUCAUUUGUUAAGGAGGUCGUUGAGAAGUUCCCUGACUUGCGUGGGGCUAUCGUUGAUCGCCUGGUGUCGACUUUGAGUGAAGUUCGGGCUGGUAAGGUCUACCGUGGUGUUCUUUGGGUCGUUGGAGAGUACUCCUUGGAAGAGAAGGAUAUCCGUGGGGCCUGGAAGAAGAUUCGUGCCAGUCUUGGUGAGAUCCCGAUCUUAGCUUCCGAGCAGCGCCUGCUCGAUGAGGUUCCUGAGGACACUGCGCUUCUGCAACAAGAGCAGACCAACGGCCAUGCUAAGACUGCUCCCACUGGCUCUCGCAAGGUGUUGGCUGAUGGCACAUACGCUACCGAAAGUGCUCUUACCAGCCAGUCUGCUGCCGCUGCUCGCCUCGAGGCCGUUAAAGCUGCACAGAAGCCACCGCUGCGUCAACUCAUUUUGGAUGGUGACUACUACCUGUCAACUGUCCUUUCGUCCACACUUACCAAGCUUGUCAUGCGCCACUCUGAGGUCUCGCAGGACAGCGCUCGCACAAAUGCCCUCCGUGCCGAGGCUAUGUUGAUUAUGAUUUCCAUUCUGCGCGUUGGCCAAUCUCAUUUCGUCAAAGCCCCGAUUGAUGAGGACUCUGUUGACCGUGUGAUGACUUGUGUCCGCUCGCUGGCUGAAUUCUCCGAGAAGAAGGACCUCGAGGCUACCUUCCUGGAGGAUACCCGCAAGGCAUUCCGCGCCAUGGUCCAAGUGGAGGACAAGAAGCGGGCCGCGAAGGAGGCCGUCGAGAAGGCUAAGACUGCCGUUCAGGUCGACGAUUCUAUUCCCAUCCGACAAUUCACGAAAAAGAACACCGUCGAGGGAGCUGAGGAGAUUGAGAUGGAUCUCGUCAAGGCCACUGGUGGUGACUCCGUUGUUGAGAACGUUGCCUCCAAGUUGAGCCGUGUGGUGCAGCUGACUGGUUUCUCUGACUCAGUCUAUGCUGAGGCCUACGUGACUGUCCACCAAUUCGAUAUUGUUCUGGAUGUCCUGCUAGUUAAUCAGACUAGCGAGACUCUGCAGAACCUGUCUGUGGAGUUUGCCACUCUGGGCGAUCUCAAGGUGGUCGAGCGACCAUCCACACACAACCUGGGUCCUCGGGACUUCUUGAACGUUCAGGCUACAGUGAAGGUGUCUUCCACUGACACUGGUGUGAUCUUUGGUAACAUCAUCUACGACGGUGCCAGCUCCACCGAGACCCAUGUGGUCAUUCUCAACGACAUUCAUGCCGACAUUAUGGACUACAUCCAGCCCGCUCACUGCACCGAAACCCAAUUCCGCACCAUGUGGACCGAAUUUGAGUGGGAGAACAAGGUUAACAUUAACUCCAAGGCCAAGACCUUGCGGGAAUUCCUGAAGCAACUUAUGGAGAGCACCAACAUGGCCUGCCUGACCCCCGAUGCUUCUCUGAAGGGCGAUUGUCGAUUCUUGUCUGCCAACCUCUACGCCAGGAGCGUAUUCGGCGAGGAUGCUUUGGCGAACCUGAGCAUUGAAAAGGAAGCUGACGAUGGACCGAUCACUGGCUUUGUUCGGAUCAGAAGUCGCUCGCAGGGCCUGGCCCUAAGCCUGGGUUCCUUGAAGGGCCUCAAGGCCGCGGCGGCAUGA